Molecule: messenger RNA, 1644 nt
Organism: Talaromyces proteolyticus
Lineage: Eukaryota; Fungi; Ascomycota; Eurotiomycetes; Eurotiales; Trichocomaceae
Exons: 1
Coding region: 1-1644 (547 amino acids)
Biological process (GO): cellular response to glucose starvation; protein catabolic process in the vacuole
Source: RefSeq, a predicted model, not a curated record
AUGACCGCCUUGCUUCCGUCUGAAGCGGACGACCCGCUGCGCUCACCCAAGAUCCAGACCUAUUUCCUCGAGAACGAAGGAGGCUUCUUCAAAGAACCUAUGCCCGGCUACUAUGAAGCUGAAUACCCUAGUUCGCCGCCUUCCACAAGCUCUAGCUUUUCCUCCUCCCCUGUCUUCCGUGCUUCCUCGACUCCUCCGAUCUAUACACCAACUUUGAGCAGUCUAUCAUUGAAUGGGACCUCCGAUAAGGAGGAAGAUGACCUUGCAUUGCCAGCAUUCGAUGCCGACGCCGACUCUACUCCGCAGUCAAACCCUGAGCCUGUCAUCUCCGGUAAUGCGAACUCUGAUGCAGUAGAUCCACUGCAAUCCCACCCUAAGUACCCAGGCGCGUCGCUGUACAAAACCUCCAGUGACGACUCGUCCAUAGAAGAAGAGCCUGACCGACACGUGGAUUAUCUCUCCCACGAGUGGCGAGAGGAGGAUAUCUGGGCGUCAUGGCGCUAUGUGGUGUCCCGGAAGGAUCGAUAUAGCAAUGGUGUCAGAUUGGAGAAUGCAUCGUGGCGCACGUGGGCCAAGUCGAAAUAUGAGCUGCAAACCGUGUUGCCUGAAUCUCUGAAUUGGUUGAAGGAUUGCGAUGUCACAUGGCUCUAUGGUCCUUUGCAGACUGAAAGUAAGCUGCACCCAGCGUCCAACAAGUCGCCGCCACCGAGUCGACUGUCAUCAACGAAUUCUUUCGUAGACCGAAAGUCUAUUUUGAAGAAAAAGACCGCAUCAGAGGCUAUUCUCCAACGGUCACUAUCCCAACACACGCUCUUGAAACAUGCCGGAGCUAUUCUGCAAGCACAAAAAGCUGAAUCCAAUAACCGCGGAAGACCUGCCUUUGCACGAGCCACCUCAGAUGUCGGAGUCUCGUUGAGUCGGAGGUUAAGUUACAGCCUUGACUCGAGCCAUGUUACACCCACAAAUUCAACAUCGUCCGGCCUUAUUUCACCUAGUGAAAAAAGACACAUCCAUUUUAACAACGAAGUCGAGCAGUGUAUUGCUGUCGAGGCAAAGGACGACGAAGAACAUGCAGUCGACCCGUCGAGAUUCUUCCUCGGAGAAGAAGAUGAUGAUGAGGACACAGAAUCCGAUGACGGCGUUGUGAUGAUGAAGCAAGUCAGUCCACGACUCUUAAGCAGCUCCCAGGGCACGCCUAGGAAUAGCUUCAGCAGCGAAAGCAAGACCAUUGCACCCCUCCCUUCCACCACUCUAAAAUAUAGAAGCGACACCCCCGAACCACCAUGGUUUCAACGCAACCAGGGUAAAUCUGUUAGCAACGAGAGAGAUCUAUCCCCAUCGCCGUCAAUAGAGACCUUGCGGCCAUCACGCCCUGACUCUAAUUUCCUGCUUGAUGAUGAUAGAUAUUAUCAAACGAGUCACUCAGACUAUGACUUUCCACCUGAUCGUCCAUGGUUUGUAGAUCCCAAGGACACAGACGAGCUGGAUCGCGGCGGUGAUUUACACCUGACCCCCUCCGGCAUGUUCAUGCCUUACGAGGAAGGCGAGGCCCCUUCUACCGGCGUCUUGGGCCGAAUCGUUGACACCGUCAACACCGCCCGAGACAUUGCCCACGUCAUAUGGAACGUUGGCUGGCGGCGGUGA